UUGACUCUGGGCUUGGUACGGGAGUUGGAGGCCACAAUAGCAAAUUGCUGUUUUCAGAUAAUCACCCAAAUAGCACAGUCACAGCAAAAGGAUGUGUAUGCAGUGGAUUGCUACGUGGUACCAACAUGGCUACCACCACAUUGUCCGGAUACCUCGUCUUUCCCCAAUGAUUUGGCAAACAAGGAUUUUGUCCUCAUACCUAUUUGGAAACCAGGACACUACAUGCUCUGUGUUUUGAAGCUGAGAGAGAGACAAAUCCUUUUCCCAGACUCCUUAUUCCAUCUGGAAGCCUCAGUUGGCUUUGGCGAUCAACGUUACAUUCAGAUUUGCAGCGAUCUUGCACAGAGGAUUAUCCCAGGAGAAUGGACUGUGAUAUACAGCAAGGACAUCAAAGGUCUCCCAAGACAGGAAGAUGGCAAUGCCUGUGGGAUCUUCAUGUUAAUGUAUGCUCUUUACAUUGCGCUGGGGGCAGAUUUUGACUUCACAACUGGUGACAUGGACACAAUCAGGACAUGGUGGUGCCUGUUGCUCCUGUCUGGUCAUUCAGUUGUCAGGUUCGCACAGAAAAGGAAAUAUGAAGAUCCCAUCAUAAUAGCAGAUAAGGAUAAGGAGGAGGCAAAGAGGCCCAGGACAAUCCCUCCUCAACAGUCGGAACGGCAUGAGACGGGACUGCAUGACAUGGGACGCUCCAGGCUGCAGCCAUACAGUCUUGUGGAAAGGGCUUCCCCACUGCGCCCCACCCCACCCAUAUUACAGUUUAAGGUUAUCCGGAGCCGGCUAUCCGACAGGGGCCCCCCGCACCCUGCCUAUAUGCAAUUAAACAUGUUUGAGAACCAUAUGAAGAUAAUAGUAUGUAAGGAACGUUAACAGCUUAAGUAAACACACUUUAAAGUUAUCUUGUAUUUCCAGUUGCAGCUUGGUUCAAGUGACCAAUGAAUGUCAACAGUACAAAAACAACACAGGAAAGGGGUUCUAGUAUGUGACCACACCUAGAGGCAAACACGCCUCGUCCCCUUUAGUUUUCAUACCAAGUGACAGCUGUUAAAAUCUUGCCAGGAGACCUAAGAGGCCAACUGGAGAUUUGUGGGAAGACUUAAUCACAAUAGUGAGGUGCCUGACUAUGGGACCUUUAGCCUACAGGUGAUAUAAAGACAUACAAAGGUCAGUAGUGCAGAGAAGAUUGAUGUGAUAGGAGACCUGCUGUUGGGACCUUGUCAGAGGCUUAGCAGCAGCAUUCUGGACCUCUUAUGGUUCUCCUAUGAUGUAAAGAUGGAUAAAAUACAUAACUUAAUAGUCCAGUUGGGAUCAAAUAAACACAAAUGUAAUCAUAUCCAUCUCAGUUUAAGACAGAACAGGCCUGAGUUUGUAAAUGUUUCUCAAUAGGGGAACAGGCAAAUAUCUUUGCACACCCUGCACAAAUUGUACAGCCUUCUUUUCCUUUCUAAAACUGUUAUAUUGCACAUAUGUUAUUGUGUCUUUUUACAUGCUUUUAUUUUAUUAUUUCCAGUCUGUAUUUAUGGUCUUGACUAAACACUGAAAAAAAAGCCUUUUGAAUUUACUUGAUUUUAAUGUGUACAUGAUCUCUCUCUUAAUUAUUUCUUGUCAAACCAACACAUUUUAUUCACAUUAGACUGUCUAUUGUGUAAUGUUAAGUAAUUUCAUCAUGUCCAGGAUGCCUGAUUUUAGACUGUAACUGCAACUUAAUUUUUGAAAGCUAGUAUUAUGUAAAGGUAACUUUAAAGCAAUUUCAUCAUGUCCUUGGUACCCGAGUGGGGUCUCUAAAUCUAACAUGAUUUGUUAAAGUUAACUCUAUCCAAAUGUAUUGUAGCCAUCGGUUCCUUGUGUGUUGUACUGUAUGUUGAAAUGAUUUGCAAAUUGUCUAUAUUGAGUAUUAAAACUUAGAACAUACUAAUUUUACCCAAAA
Perca fluviatilis (European perch) is the source of this 1924-nucleotide messenger RNA. RefSeq lists its product as uncharacterized. The record is from RefSeq and is a predicted model, not a curated record. Bases 223 to 867 code for a protein of 214 amino acids. NCBI's taxonomy places the organism in Eukaryota, Metazoa, Chordata, Actinopteri, Perciformes, Percidae. Gene Ontology annotation, molecular function: cysteine-type peptidase activity. The transcript has 12 exons. Gene Ontology annotation, biological process: proteolysis.